Homarus americanus (American lobster) is the source of this 1643-nucleotide messenger RNA. RefSeq names its product heart- and neural crest derivatives-expressed protein 1-like. NCBI's taxonomy places the organism in Eukaryota, Metazoa, Arthropoda, Malacostraca, Decapoda, Nephropidae. The record is from RefSeq and is a predicted model, not a curated record. The coding region runs from base 226 to 1014 and encodes 262 amino acids. The transcript has a single exon. Gene Ontology annotation, molecular function: protein dimerization activity.
CGACAGACUUGUGGGAGCCCAGCGCUCAGUAGCACGGAAGCAGCUGCCUGGGGCUCACGUCCUCUCCUGCCCGCCAGCACUGUGUACACCCGCCACACUGUGAACCCUGUGAGGCGUCUUGUGAGUCAUGGGACAGUAGUGACACUGACGCAGGAUAAUCUAGUCCUAACAGAAACUUAUCGGUGACUUAAAAGUAUACAUAAACUGGACUCACAAGGAAGUAUCAUGGCUCUUGAUACACGAGUGUUCAGGUGGACAAACCCGUCGUCGUUCAGUGAUUUGUGCACUGACGAUUUCAACGGGAUAGUAGGAAGUGAUCUGCGUCAAGGGGAGUACUUGGACGCGUAUAGUGACGGCUGCGACACGCCCUCCGCCAGCCCGGGCAGUGAUGACGCGCCACCCAGCCCAGCUAACCAGCACUGCCCCCACAACCUCAACACAAGCACGCCAGUCUACACAGACCUCACCACUCCCACCUCCAAUGCCUUCACUUCGACAAACUAUUACAGUGACGGCAGAAACUACUUUAAUGGCUCUGAACCUCCCGGGGGGCAAGCAUUUCAGCCCACGCCAGAAUUCCAAGGACCGACAACGCUAGCAAGUGAGAAUAAUAACGCCUUCACUCCUGUUAACUAUGAGAACUUUUGGCCCAGCGGUGGAGCUCCCCAGAACACACAAUCCAUGGUGCCCUCCGCCUACCAGCCUAUGGCACCUCACAAGCUGGAGAUACGCACGGAGACGCUCGUCCAUAACCAGGGGAUUUUCGACCGCAAACCUCUCAGAAUACGACGGAGACAGCCUAAGUUUGUGAACGGUGAAGUGAAGAAGAAGCGACGAAUUCAAGCGAACGCGAGGGAACGACGGCGGAUGAACGGGCUUAACGACGCAUUUGAAAGACUCCGGGAGGUGGUGCCGGCGCUCGGGAACGACAGAAAACUCUCCAAGUUCGAGACGCUGCAGAUGGCACAGACGUACAUCACCGCCCUGGCGGAGCUGCUCAAGAGAGAUACUUAGGUCCGGCUCCUGUUCAUCAUAUAUUAUGUGUAUACAAUCUAGUGACCAUUUUUCAUUAGCAAGUUCACUUAGUCCCAUAUAAUGCACCACUUAUUUAUUUGACUGAAGUCUAUAUUUUAUAAUUGAACUAUAAUUUGUAGAAUUUUCAAGGUUCACCUUUGUGUUACAUUAACAUUUUAAUGUCAGGACAAGUAAAGCCUCGGACACUCUCUACUUAAACUAUCCGCAUCAUACUAAGUCAAUACUUCCUAUAAACUGAGCACACACUAACUAAUUCUGUUUUAAGGAUUAUUACAAACACGUGAGUACAUCAGGUUAUACCAAAAGACUCCUCAAGAAAACACAAUGGGUAUAUUUCGCACUGUGUUAUUUACUUUAUAUUAUCUGCAAAUGCUAACAUGUAAAUCUCCUCUUUGUGUAGAAAUAGUAGACCUGUCUCAGUUCAUAACCUCCAGUUACUGAGGAAUGUUAUAUUAAACACAUCCUUACUGAGGACACCAGGAAGCGACCCACCCGAUGCUAGUUCUAAGUUCCCUACAGUCUGUGAUAUAUUAUGUUAAGGUUAUUUGUUGACUCAUCUACGUUGUUGAUUCUGUUGUUAAUGGUAAAAUAAAAUCCAAUGAAGUAAA